Molecule: messenger RNA, 981 nt
Organism: Tricharina praecox
Lineage: Eukaryota; Fungi; Ascomycota; Pezizomycetes; Pezizales; Pyronemataceae
Product: ribosomal protein L24e-domain-containing protein
Exons: 4
Coding region: 131-610 (159 amino acids)
Biological process (GO): cytoplasmic translation
Cellular component (GO): cytosolic large ribosomal subunit
Molecular function (GO): structural constituent of ribosome; mRNA binding
Source: RefSeq, a predicted model, not a curated record
UCUCGCGCGCACCACGGCCGGGUGCGGAAAUCAUCCCCAAUCUAACGCCACAAACGAAAUAUCAAACGACGACAACAACGACCCCGACCGACCGACCCCCCGAUUUCCUUCGACGAACUAACCAGCUACAAUGAAGGUCGAGCAAGAUUCGUUUUCCGGUCGCAAGAUCUACCCCUCCAAGGGAAAGCUCUUUGUCCGCGGUGACUCCAAGAUCUUCCGCUUCGUGAACGGAAAGUCCGAGUCGCUCUUCCUUCAGCGCAAGAACCCCAGACGGAUCGCCUGGACUGUUCUUUUCCGUCGCCAGCACAAGAAGGGUGUCCACGAGGAAACCGCCAAGAAGCGCACCCGCCGCACCGUCAAGGCCCAGCGUCCCAUCGUUGGUCUGUCGCUCGAUGUGAUCAAGGAGAAGCGUUCGCUGCGUCCCGAGGCCCGCCAGGCUGUCCGUGCCGCCGCCAUCAAGGAGGGCAAGGAGAAGAAGGCUGCCGCUGAGAGCGUGAAGAAGGCCGCGAAGGCCAAGAACGCUGCCGGUGCUGCCCGCGGUCAGGCACAGAAGGUAUCUAAGCAGGGUGCCAAGGGUGCUGCCCCCAAGGCGGCUCCCAAAACUCGUUAAGUUUUAAAUGGGUUGGGCGGGUUGGAUCAAGGUUUUUCGGUGGGCGUUCUACGAUGAUAAUUUCAAAACAUGAGAAUACGUCAUCGAAAAAAUAUGACGACCACUUGUGUGUGACGGCUCAGUGAUCUUCGCUGUAUCAGUCGAGAGCGGCAGGCUUGAUCUCCUGGGUUCCAGCUGUAUAUUGUCUUACGCGUGAGUUCAUGGUCGUAUUGGCUGCUUUAGAAUGCAUGAGACAACGGAGCUAUCAACUCGUCUGGGUGCCCCCCAUCACCUUCGGAGCUAUGGGCUUCUGCGUCAAUACGGGCCGAUGUGACCUUGAUGAAUCGAGUGUAUGUUUUGGGAUGAUCACUUGAUGACGCUUUGGACCGUGG